AAUCCAGAAUCCAAAGUCCAAGAUUUAAAAUCAAAAAUUCAAAAUCCAGAAUCCAGAAUCCAAAGUCCAAAAUCCAAAAUUCAAAAUCCAAAAUCCAUAAUCCAGAAUCCAAAAUCCAGAAUCCAGAACUCAGAAUCCAGAACUCAGAAUCCAGAAUCCAGAAUUCAGAAUCUAAGAUUUAAAAUCCAAAAUCUAAAAUUCAAAGUUCAAGUUCAAAGUUCAAAAUUUAAAGUCCAAAAUCUAAAAUUCAAAGUUGAAGGUUUAAAAUCCAAAAUCCAAAAUCCAAAGUUCAAAGUCCAAAAUCCAAAAUCGCUAGCUUUAACGUUAUUAAUAUGGGUACUGCGAUUUGUUAUAGGUUGCUCUUGCGUCAUCUACAGCAGCUCGGACAGACCUCAAGGUGGCACGUUCACAUCGCCUUAUUACCCCAAGCCAUAUCCGUCGAACAUCGAUUGCCUCCUUUACACGUUCAUCGGUCAACCCGACGAAAUCGUCAAGCUGACGUUUCACCACUUCAAUAUCCGUCGCGCUCGAUCAGACUGCGCGGGUGGUGACUUUUUAAAAGUGUUUCUACAUUUGGAGGGGAGCGGCGUGUCCGAGUACACCCCCUGGUCGGGAGUGCUUUGCGGGGAUCUACGGGACGUCCCCCAGGUCCUCUACAGUUCGAGGUCCACGCUUAUUUUGGAGUUUCACACCCAGCAAUCUUCGUCCUCUAAUGCGACCGGCUUUUUUGGAAAUUUCCACUUCAUCGAUAGGCGAUUGUUCGAGACGGACGGCGUGUUGAUUCCCGGCACGAUGUGCGACCUCGAGUUUGUCAGCUCGCAAUCAAAACGGCAAUACGGCCGCUUCUACUCGCCACGGUACCCGUCCUCCUACCCAAAGAACAUCCGGUGCUCGUACCUCUUCCGGGCAAGGUUAAAGGAGAGGAUACGUUUAUUUUUCGAAGAAAUUUCUUUACAAAAGGGAGACUUGAGUUGCCUGAAUAGAGCGGAUUUAAUCAGAGUGCACGACGGUACGGAUUCAGGGGCGGCCACAAUAGCUAUGCUGUGCAACCAAGGAGCGGAAGUGGAAGUGCUCAGCACAGGGUCGGACCUGUACGUCGAGUUCGUCGCUAAUUCCGAGUGGCCGGGCCAGGGUUUCAAGGCGAUGUUCCAAUUCCAGCCAUUCGACGAUGCACCGCAUCCUGAGCCGGACAAGGUCGUCCCAGGGGCCGUUACCGGUAACCCCAAGUACUCGGUCAUCGGACCGGCUGUCAGCGCUACCACGUCAUUCUGCGACAUGGUUCUCAACAGCGACACGACGAAGACGGGGGUGGUCACGUCGCCGGGAUAUCCGAAUCCUUAUCCACCGAGGACGCACUGUACGUACGAGUUCCAGGGGCGGGGAAAGGAACGAGUCCAAUUGGUAUUCCACGAUCUCAACUUGUAUCAUACGUCCAACACCGCGAACGAAUGCGAGGGCGUGGACUCGUUGAUGGCGUACGUGCACAUAGACAGAAAGAAGGAGAAAAUAGAUUCGUUCUGCGGCGAGAAACCGGCACGGCCUAUCAUGAGCAACGGACCACGUCUUUCUUUGGAAUUUAACGGCAUCACGUCAUCCCGCCAGUCCCCAGGCUUCAAAGCUGUAUAUACCUUCACGGAAAACUUUGGUAUUACGACAGGCCGACAAGAGGCGCAAUAUCCCUGUGCCUUUGUAUACAACAGCAACGAGACACGAAACGGCACGUUCACGUCGCCCAAUUACCCGGGCUUGUAUCCACGCGACACCGAAUGUCAUUAUUUCUUCAACGGACAGCCGAACGAACGAAUCCAUCUUCAUUUCCAUUUCUUCGACGUGGAGGGUGUGAUGCCGUGCGAGCCAGUGUCCGCGAGCGAUUUCGUCGAAUUUUCGAAUUUCAUGUCGAGGGACCGGAAGUACUCGAGGCAUUGCGGCCAACAAAAGGAAUUCGACGUGAACAGCGACAGAAAGUUCUUUCGCGUGACGUUCAAGAGCAACGAUAGAUACGAUGGGACAGGAUUCAACGCUAGCUACGUGUUCAUGGAUGACGAGGGAAAUUACACGACAAAGCCGCCGACGAGUAACGCGUCAACGUUAAAAGGUGCAACGAUGAUGAUGCUGUUCACGAGUCCCCUUCUUCUUCUUCUCUCUUCCGGCCGAGUUUCACCGCUUUAAUCAGUAAGUUGGACGGGAUGGUCUUGGCUCAAUUUACAACGAACUAUAACUUGGAGAAGACGGGGAGCCAUCCAAAAUCCUCCAUUAUUCGGGGGGCAGCCGAGGAGAGUGGCCGCAUCGUUUGCAUCAACGCGAAAUUGGCGAGGGGAGACACCGAAGUGGAUGGGGAGAUCUUCGAGGGAGGACACAUCCGUGAUUCACUUAUUAUUAUUAGAAACCUUAUCAACGCGACCACCGAUUAUUUCUCGUUCUCUUCCAUCACCGUCGCGUCGUGGAUGGCGAGAAAAGCGAUAUAUCGAGGAGAGAUAUUCGAGAA
Molecule: messenger RNA, 2485 nt
Organism: Apis dorsata (giant honeybee)
Lineage: Eukaryota; Metazoa; Arthropoda; Insecta; Hymenoptera; Apidae
Gene: Sol1
Product: suppressor of lurcher protein 1
Exons: 12
Cellular component (GO): plasma membrane
Source: RefSeq, a predicted model, not a curated record